UUUUUCUGUGAAAUCAAGAUAUUUAUUUAGUAAUAGUUUAAGAUAUUUUACUGGUUGGUUUGUAAGAGGAGUUCUAAACUCAGCAUUUUGAAGAUUAAGCUUCUGAUGUAGGUUUGAUUUCUAGUCUAAUCUUCAAGCACCCCGUUGUUUACACACACUCCAAAAUGUCUGAAGAUACAGUAAAGACUGAUUCACCAACAGUGCCAGAGUCAGAACCAGAAGUCGCCAUGGAAACAACAUCACAAGCAGAGUCUGCUACCGUCGAGGAGAAAUCUUCACCACUUCCUUCAGUUGAGGAUGAAGACAAACCGACACCUCUGCCUACUGUUACAGAAGACGUCAAACCUGCUCCAUUACCUACUGCAACGCUGACUGCAACAGAAAAACCACCCUUCAAGAAACCCAUGGAUAUUAAGAAACCACAGCUUUCCCCUGAAAAGGCAGAAGAAGCCAAACUAAAUGCCAAGUACGGGAAAGUAAAACCUGGUGGCUCAGACUUCCUCCGCAAGAAAUUAAACAAAGGCGUGAAAUAUUUUGAUUCUGGUGACUACAACAUGGAGCAGCAAUCAGGAAAGUUAAGAAAUCGAGGCAAACCACCUGGCUUGGCUGGACCUCCAGGGGUACGCCUUCCAGUCCAAUCUCCUCUUGGUCAAGCUACAGGAAAGACAAUCCCAACACCUGCCUCCAUACCACAUAGGAAACAAUCUACAGAGAUUAGUAAGCUGGCAGUGUAGAACUAGAAGUAGAGUAGACGCUAGAAGGUUAGUAUGAAAAGGCAAAACUCAAAUCCUUUAUUUACAUUCUCUACAUCGGUGUCUGGUUCCUAAUGGACACAAUGACAGUUUAAGUUCUAAUGUGUAUUUCUGUAUAAAGUGAUCAGACUAUUUUCCCCUUGCGGUCUCACUUUGGUUUCAUUGAUGUGAAUUGAUGUCAAAACAAGAUGGCUGUACUGUGUCAAAGGUCAAAGGACUGUUGUUGUAACACUUGGUUGGUAUGGUAACCGUAUUUUAUGUUCGAUAAAUUGUGAUUUGAAACUGAGGCAUAAACAUCUUUGGCGGGACUUGGGGCAGAGCUGGGAAAUUACAACGUUCUCUUUAAGUACUUAGGGAAGGGCAGGGCAACUAUCCACAUCCAUAAAGAAGUAUUGCAGGGCAACCAUUUAAAAAUGUUUUAGUGUGUGUUCAAAGAUAAUACACAAAGUUGUUGACAUGUUUGUUUUGAACAUAAAGCUCCUUUGUGGUCAUGAUACUUUUCUUUUGUGAAUCUUGUAAGAAAGUGUUUUACUAAGUCAAAGCUAAAAGGUUGGAGACUAUGUUGAUAAAUAUUCAUUCAUGAGUUAGUUUGCUAAUUAAUUGUGUUUGCAUAUUCAUUUGUAUUGUAAUGAGAAUCAAAUCCAAUGAUUUUUGUGCAUGCAUUGAUGGGAAUCAUAUGUAGUGGCAUAUGCGGACAUUUCCAUUUCUAAUGUGUAUAAAUUUGAAUUAUAAAAUGCCACUUUCGCUUUUUGGUAGCCAAGCCAAAUUCAGUUCAAGUAUGAAUUGUUGGUUAUGCAGUCUACAAUGCUUUGCUUGUUGCUUCAGUUGGUUUGUAUUUUACUCCGUCUUUAUGAUGUUAGUUUAUUCAUGUUAAGGACUGGCAUGGAUUCUUCAUUAUCAUAUUAUGUGUGUAUUGUUCUAGAAUAAGGGUUUCAGAUUUGCCACUGUCUACUUGAUGAUAUUAUAGCCAUGUCUGUCUGAUUUAACGUUAGUCUUAUGUAUAUAAUCCAAACCCUACUUAUGUAAAACCUCUUCUACUCUACAUUCUCCAGUGAGUUUCCCAAUCAUUUGAAAUCAGUCAACUUGGAUGGUUGUGUAUGGUGGCACAGGCCCCUAUGCUUUCGUUUUUGAAAGGGCAAGGGCACAAAGGCUUUUGCUCCUUUAGGGCACCCUGUUAGGAAAUUGUAUUUUUCUACUGCAGCAUUUCAAGGGCACCAAGGCAAUGAUCAGGGGGCAUGGAGGCAAUCGCCCUCGUUGCCUCAGUGAAGUAUCAGGCCUGGUGGCACAAGUGUGUACUGAAUUGCCUGCCUACUGGGUAAAUGAUAUCAUAUUACAGGCUGCCUAACUAAGUUGAUCUAUCAUUUAACAUGAGAGUGGAUCAUGAAUUGUAAGACAGUAGGAUGGUAACCCAAGGUCUGUUAACUUACUUAUCUAGUGUUUUAUAGAGAGCUACACCUGUACAUGAACCAGGCAAUGGUGGUCUAGUGGUAAGACAUCUGCUCUAGAAAGUCAAGGUUGUGGGUUCAAAUCCCACCCAAGUAAUACCCCUAUUGAUUUGUUUCACUUGAAUCUGGAAAGUACUGAGUAUACAUCAAUAAAAGAAUACAACCAAAUAAUAAUCUAGUAAACAAUCAAUGUUGUAUCCUUCAUCUAUUCGAACAGGAAAUUUCUCAUCAAUGCAUCGUUAGUCGAUACAAAGGGAUGCCAGAUUAAAACCUUGUAGAUUUGUAAAAUUGUUUUUCAUUUUUAUUUUUAAAGUUUUCUUUGAUUAAUGUAAAAAAACUUUGCAUGGUUGAAUAGGAGAAGCAAAAGUUCUGUAUUUUUUCAUUAUAAAAAGUGGGGGAAAAGGCCAGGUAGUGGGAGUUCAAGUAAAUAUUUACUCAUGAUACAUGUAAACCCAGUUAGUAUUUUAGGAAUAACACUCAUGGAUAGUCUUUGUCUGGUCGUGUAAUUAGCUUUGUCAUUUGGAACAUCAGUUGAGAAAGUUGAAUUAGAAAAACAAAAAGUGUCAUAAUUAAGUGGCUGUGUAGCUUUUUAAGGUUAGUUGAUGCUUAAGAAGUGAGAAUGAGUUUCUAGACGGAGAUUAUUUACACCGUGAACAACCACUUCAAAACGCUUCAAUCAAUAAUGACAGAUUGUUUUAUUUCAGUCUGCCAAAGUUUCUUUUUUACAUGAGCAAUCACACUUGUGUUGCUUAGUUUGGUUUUAUUGAGGUAAUUGCGAAGUUAAAGGUUGAGCAUCUCAUGCCGUUCAAAAAGAAAAUGUUAACUGAUAGAGAAGAGUAAUGAUUCUUAUGUUUGAUACAUGUAUACUGUGUAUGACAUAAGAACAAGACUAAGUAGUGCAGUGUCAUGGGUAUCAUAAUGCGGCUAAGUAAUCAUUGACAUAAAGAAAACAAAGAAGGAAAAACACUCCCACAGGAUGAGCAUGCUACAUC
Messenger RNA from Asterias rubens (European starfish), 3189 nucleotides. Its product is annotated as cAMP-regulated phosphoprotein 19-B-like. NCBI's taxonomy places the organism in Eukaryota, Metazoa, Echinodermata, Asteroidea, Forcipulatida, Asteriidae. Gene Ontology annotation, molecular function: protein phosphatase inhibitor activity. The transcript has 4 exons. Gene Ontology annotation, cellular component: cytoplasm. The record is from RefSeq and is a predicted model, not a curated record. The coding region runs from base 165 to 734 and encodes 189 amino acids.